Symbiodinium natans is the source of this 975-nucleotide messenger RNA. The record is from the annotation of a GenBank genome assembly. Lineage: Eukaryota; Dinophyceae; Suessiales; Symbiodiniaceae.
AUGGCCCCCUCUCUCUCGAGAUCCUCGACCUCGAUGCUGAUCGGUGCGGCCGCCACAGCCUGGAUGACAGGCUUCGCCUUCACGGCCCCGGGCCAGGUUCGCACUUCCCCAAGCGGCGGGCUCCGUCAGGGGAACGUGCGCGGCGCCCGGGCGUCCGAUGUCCGCGGCGCGACGCUCGGUGGGGCCUCGGCCCUGGGCGGCCUCUGCGUGACCGUGGCCCUGGUGCGAGGCGGCAAGUCCAUGAGGAAGGCACUGAGCCAGGACGAGCUGAAGAAGAUGGUUGGCUACAAGGCGGUGGACGACUACGUGCAGAGCGGCACUGUGAUUGGCCUUGGCACCGGCUCCACCGCCGCCUUUGCCGUGGAGCGUGUGGGUGAGAAGCUGAAGUCCGGAGAGCUCAAGGACAUCAUCGCCAUCCCCACGUCCAUCCGCACGCAAGAGCAGGCCGAGAGCCUGAACAUUCCCUUGGCCACCUUGGACACCCACAGUGAUUUGGAUGUGGCCAUCGAUGGGGCCGACGAGGUGGACCCUGCCCUGAACCUGGUCAAGGGUGGUGGCGGGGCGCUCUUUCGUGAGAAGAUCGUUGAGAUGUGCGCCAAGAAGUUCAUUGUCAUCGUGGAUGAGUCCAAGCUUUGCGACGGCCUUGGGCCUGGUUUCCCAGUGCCCGUGGAGAUCGUGCCCUUCUGCCACGAGCACACCAUGCGCAAGAUCGCUUCCCUGCCCGCGUUGAAGGGAUGCGACCCCGUGCUGCGGCUGGGAAACGUGGCCAACAAUCAGCCGGAUGGCGACGAGCCGGCGGUGACGGACAACGGCAACUACAUUGUGGACCUGAAGUUCACCAGCCCCAUCAAAGAUCCCGUGGCUGCCGGUGAGCAGCUGAAGGCCACCGUGGGCGUUGUCGACCACGGGCUCUUCACCGGCAUGACCACCGCCUGCAUCGUGGCGGGCAAGGAGGGCAUCAUUGUCAAAGACUGA